This is a messenger RNA of Homo sapiens (human), 10010 nucleotides long. It is a transcript of the gene HEBP2, whose product is annotated as heme binding protein 2. The record is from RefSeq and is marked reviewed. NCBI's taxonomy places the organism in Eukaryota, Metazoa, Chordata, Mammalia, Primates, Hominidae. Gene Ontology annotation, cellular component: mitochondrion; cytoplasm. The transcript has 4 exons. The coding region runs from base 274 to 891 and encodes 205 amino acids.
CCCUGUCGCCGCGGAGGGGCGGGGGCAGGACGCGCAACUCCGGCCGGAGCUGUCCGGGGUCGUGAGCCGGCCCCGCCUUGGUGGCGGCGCCCCCUCGCGGUCCAGAGGCAGACGCAUCGGGUGGGCUCGGGUCUCCAGCCCGGCCGGGAGGAGGGACCGGGUCUGCGGAGCGGGGACUCGGGGCCUCGGCGGGGCGCGCACACGCAGGCGGGGCGGCCCGGGGUGCGGGGCCUCUGCGCGGCUGACCAGGCUCCCAGAGCGUCAGCGCCGCCCAUGGCCGAGCCGCUCCAGCCAGACCCCGGGGCGGCCGAGGACGCGGCGGCCCAAGCUGUGGAGACGCCGGGCUGGAAGGCCCCGGAGGACGCCGGCCCCCAGCCCGGAAGUUAUGAGAUCCGACACUAUGGACCAGCCAAGUGGGUCAGCACGUCCGUGGAGUCUAUGGACUGGGAUUCAGCCAUCCAGACGGGCUUUACGAAACUGAACAGCUACAUUCAAGGCAAAAACGAGAAAGAGAUGAAAAUAAAGAUGACAGCUCCAGUGACAAGCUACGUGGAGCCUGGUUCAGGUCCUUUUAGUGAGUCUACCAUUACCAUUUCCCUGUAUAUUCCCUCUGAACAGCAAUUUGAUCCACCCAGGCCUUUAGAGUCAGAUGUCUUCAUUGAAGAUAGAGCCGAAAUGACUGUGUUUGUACGGUCUUUCGAUGGAUUUUCUAGUGCCCAAAAGAAUCAAGAACAACUUUUGACAUUAGCAAGCAUUUUAAGGGAAGAUGGAAAAGUUUUCGAUGAGAAGGUUUACUACACUGCAGGCUACAACAGUCCUGUCAAAUUGCUUAAUAGAAAUAAUGAAGUGUGGUUGAUUCAAAAAAAUGAACCCACCAAAGAAAACGAAUGAGAAAAAUGAAAGGAAGUUCUGCUGUCAGAGGCAAAACAUCUGUUUAUCAUAGACAUCAACAUGACCUAUAAGUAAAGUGCGUGUCUAGUGUCUUCUAUUGAGAGUACUACUAUUAAUUAAGCUUAUUUCCAAUGUGCCUUUUUAAUGCUUGAAGUUUUAUCUACAUACACAGGUAACAGAGGACAGUAGUCUGUAAACAUAUAAAUCGGUCAUAACUAUCGUGGUCUUUAUUUCUGUGAGGAUCUAGGGAAAUUUCAUGUCACUUCCCUCCUUCACUGCAUCACAAUCAUAUUCCCUUUUUUUUUUCUUGGAUUUGUGUCAGUUGGAUGAUAUCCCCUCCAGAUAGUAUCAAUAAAAUGUUAAAAUUAUUUAUCUUGUGUGGAACCCCUAGGCUGUCAGGCCCGGAGAGGUGAAAUUCAGCUGGACACAAAAAUCAAAUUGUCUUUUGUGGCUGCCACCAUUACAUUCUCUGUUGUAUGUAUUACUUUCCCUCCUGCAUCCUCCCACUGCCCCACUGCACAAGAAUACUCCAUGUAACUCCAUUUAAAUGUAAUGAAUUCAUUCCUUUCUUUCUGGUCUCCACUUAACCCCCUAAAAAUCUUGCUUUUUCCCCUAAACAUUUCCCUGAACUGUCACGUAUUUUCAUUCAUUCUUUAACUCAUUGUAGGGAGUCCCUGCUAUGUUCCAAGCACUCUGCUAAGGACUGGGAGGUGGUGGUAAGAAAACCUGUGUCCCAAGCCCCUCAUCACUGACUUCCUCUUCACUAACUCCAACAACAUCUUUCCACCUCCUUAACUAUUUCAUUCACCCUCCCACUGUGAACACCACAGACAAGGCCCCUGGCCUCAUGGAGUUUACAUUCUAGAGGGUGAGGGAGUUCAACACAAAUAAGAUGCUUGAAAUUGGCAAGUGUGAUGAAGAACAGAAUAGGGCAGUGGGGUAGAGUGUGGUUAGGUAGGGUGUGGUGGACAUCACAUAAGGUGGUCAGCAAAGGCCUCUCAAGAGACAGUUGAGACUUGAAUGACGAGGAUGAGUCAGAUGAAAGCCAGGGGCAGAGGUGAGGGGAGCAUCUUGGGCAGAGGUGACAGUGUUAAAGGGAGAGGCCACGUUCAGUACCCAGAACAAAAAGCUGCACACACUGCUUGCUGAGCAAGAGAGCACUGCUCUUGUAGGGCACGGUCUCUCGGAUAAAGAAAACUGCGGACCUUAUGCAGGGUUUUAGGAAGGAUUAACAGACUUUCAAAAGCAUUUAGGAGUCGAGGGAGCUUUAGUUGUGGGGAUGCAGUUACCAGAGUGAGGCCGCUGCUGAUUAGCAUGAUUUAGAAGCCUAGUUUGGAGGUGAGGUUACUGAUGGGAAAUUGUCAUUGAUUGUUUCUGGUACUUAAUUGCUACUGUGGCCAAAGGAUGGUCAGUUUUAUUCAGGAUUUGAAGUGGUGGCAGACAACGUGAGGUGUGCCACUCAAAUUCACCUUCAAGAAAGUACCAGCCGCCCAGCUGUGAGGGGUGUGGUUCGCCGACAGUCUCCCCGUUACCGUCUUCAGGGUCCACGCCAGAUUUCAAGAUAAGGACACACUAUUCUGUGGGAGAGAGGGACCUAGUCUACAACUGAGCAAGGCAGUGGUAGCUGACAGCAUGCUUUUUUCUGGCAAUUCCCAGCCAAUAACUGAGCAAGGUGGUGGUAUAAGACCUAGCCAUUUAGGCCAGGUGCAGUGGCUCACAGCUGUAAUUCCAGCACUUUGGGAGGCUAAGGUGGGAGGAUUGCUUGAGCCCAGAAGUUCAAGACGAGUCAUGGCAACCUAGUGAGACUGUCUGUCCAAAAAAUAAAAAAUUAGCCAAGCGUGGUGGCACACGCCUGUAUUCCUAGCUCCUGAGGUGAAAGGAUUGCUUGAGCUCGGGAGGCGGAGGUUGCAGUGAGUCCUGAUCAUGCCACUGCACUCCAGCCUGGGUGACAGAGCAAGAUCCUGUCUCAGAAAGAAAAAAAAAAGUCCUAGUCAUUUCUACCAACUCGAAAGCCCUCUAAUAAGCAGUCUCUGCUCUGGAGCUUUUUGGUGGGCUGCUAGAGACUUUGUUAGAUCCUACCGUUCCUCUGCUCAAUCCUGCUUUUCCCUUUUCCUUUCAGAGAUGUCACUUCACCAGUUUUGUACUCCUAACUCCAUCUCAGCCUAAAAUUGGCACAAUUGGUACCAGUGGCCCACGAACGUAGGUGGUAAGACAGCAUUUGCAGGCUGAGUGACUCACUGUCUGGCUGGCUCGGAGGCCCCCAUCCCUGGUGGAUAGGUGGCACAGACAGUCCCUGGCACAAGAAGGCUGUCCAGUGAUGAAGACUUCAGAUGAAAUGGCAUGCUGGUGCAGGGGAACGCAAUGACUGGUGGGUGAUUUGGGUGUCUCAAAUAUGGGAAGGGUGGAUAAAAGAGACAAGGACAGUGGGCUUCCAUGGUUAUUGCUGAGUUGGAUUGACGUCCUGCAAGUGGAUAAUGAAAAGCUGAGGUCAAUUAACAAACAAAACUAAGUGUGAGCCGCAGAGUCUCUGUGGUAGCUUGCCAACAAUCCUCAUCUCAUGCUGUAGCCAAGCAGAGCAAGCUGAAGGCCAAGCACAGGAUUUGAUGGUAAAAGUAGCUAACAGCCAACAAAUACUCAACCAAGCCAGGUCUGUUAGAUCAAGGUUGGAAUCAAACUUGGGAUCCCAAAACAUGGGAUGGGAGCAUUUAGUGGAUCUCCCCAACCAUCUGCCUCCCUAGAAAACUCCCUGAAUAUUCACAUCCUUCAGAAGAGGCCCACCCUUCCCCAUGAAGAGCUGGAACUACCCUCCCUUCCUGCCUCUUCCCUAACACAAGGGAAGACAGUGUCCAAGGUCUUUCCCCAUGAAGCAAAAGGUGUCCCUCAGGACUGGUCCCUCCCCUUCUCCUGGCUACCAGGCCUAUAACGAGACUUAAGUCACAACAUAACUGAUUGCGGCUGAGGGGUCUGAUGAGGGAGAAAUGGGAUCUAUGCCAGAGGAGCCACCUAACCUGGCAGCAUGUACUGCAGGGGCCAGGGGCGUACUCUUGGGACUGGAUCCUGAGGGUGCUUGGUCAAAGGGGCUGGGUUUAUACAACUAGAUAAAGGAGAGGGUAUAUUGACUUGGGGCUCUCAGGAUAGAGGAUUUCACACCAUGAGAAAAAUGCCAGGAGAUAAUACAGACUCACUGCUCUAGGGCAGCUUGGUAGAAGCCUAGAAAGAGUGAUCAAAAUGUUGAAAUGCCUGAAUGGCUGGGACAAACAAUAGAGAAAGGAAUGAGAAGGCUCAGGGAAGGGAGCAUGCCAGCAUGGAUAUAUGAGGCAAGGUGACCCAUCAGACAAUUAUGUUCCACGGGAAGGCCCAGGGGACCCAUCCUUCAGCAAGGCUGCUGGGAAUGCACUGAUAAGCGGGCUUGGGCAUCAUAAAGGAGCUCAGCGGUGGCUCUCCUCGGCAGGCUGGGGCUGGCAGGAAGGGCUGUGAUGGAACUUCACUUGCUGAGAGCAAUGUGGAUGAUGAUGAGACCUUGAAGAGCCCAGGUGGCAGUGCCAGCCACAGAAGCCAGGGUGCCAUCAGUAUCCUGUUAACCACUAAGCUCCAAAUGGCAGCCGAGGGGUCCUGACCUGUAAAGUCUCAUGGAAAUAGUUGGUAGAACAAGGCAUUCCUAGGGACAAAAGAGCUGACUAAUCAACAAGGGUAAGGCUUUAUAUAUAAUCAAAAGUGAGCAAGAAUUGAUGAGCAGGGGACUGAGAGAGAUCACUCCAAUUAAAAAACAAAAACAUGAUUCCUUGCCAGUUUCUAGUUCAGUUUUCUGACCUAGAGCUCAUUAAUUGCAGAGGUGACUGUAUCCUAGGGGAAAGUUUCCUGCAACAUUUCAGCAGGUGUACACAGUAAUGAUCCCCUCAUUCUUUUUCUAAAGGAUCUAUGGCCAUUUACUCAGGUGGCUCUACCCUGGGGAAAGAGGAAUACCUGGAUACGUCAGGGUCCAAGUUAACGUCUGAUACCCAGAAACCCAAAGAGUCAUUACAGUUCCUCCUCCUCCCAUUAAAAUGGGAGCAUACAGAGGUUAGAAAGUAAACGUAGUUCUAAUCAAAGUUUGGCUUACAGCAGAUCUCCUGGGCCUGCAGGUUAUCUGCCUAAUCCCUGAAUGUAUAAUUGAGACUGACAUCCUUGGCAGGCAGAAUAACCCCUACAUUUGUUCCUUGACCUGUGGGGAAAGAGUAUAAGCUUCUAAACUCCCUCUCCUCCAAUCAGGGCAGUAAACCAUAAUAAAUAUUGCCUUGAACAGUAUUUUUUAAGCACCUCGGGUGAACAUCUGCUUCUGGCCAUGAUGAUGAAUUGGGAACCCAAUUUACCUGUCCCUCUUAAACAACUAAAAGCCCAGACAAAAUAUAUGAAACAAUGGUUUUCAGACACUGAAAGUUCAUAGUACAGGACUGUGAUCUCUGCGAGAAGGGGGAAUAAUGAGGUGAGUCCAGUGAUUGCUCAGGCGAAUGGCCUGGAGGCAGUUUCUAGGCAGCAAAGCAGGGAGAGGGAAGCCAGAGACCAGUGGUCCUGCUGUGUUGAGGAGAUGGAGAUCAGUGUCACCGGAGGCCAAGGUGAGUAAGUGAGAGGAGAGGAGGCAGCAGCACACAGACAGAGAGUGCUGUAGAUCUGCAGUGGGUCCCCUGGAGUCCUUGGUUGAGUGAAGGUGUUAGAAGAAACUACUUAAGCCAAGAAAUGAGUAACUGGAAAUUAGUAGAGCAAAUAAUUUACAGAUCAUCUAUGGGGCUGGGAAAAGUUUGUGUUUCCACUAGCCAGAGUAGAAAUAACUCAUAAUGCAUGGGUCAUCAGGUGGAGUCCUCCAACAGGUGUUGCCUUAGUACUGAGGUCAAAUUGUCCCUAGACCAAAGGCUUCUUUGGACUUCCCCUAACAAAGCUUAAAGACAAGCCUUGGAAGGAUCAAACUAAUUUCAAGAAACUUAACUGUGAAUCAGAAUAAAACCCAAUACCAUUUAUAGGAAUAUAACAAAAUCCAUCAACAAACAACAUAACACUCAUAAUUACCAACAUUCAGUAAAAAAUUACUGGAAACAGAGAAAUAUAAAUUAUGGCCCAUAAUUAGGAAAAAAGGGUAAUCAUUAGAAGUAGAACCAGAAGUGACAGAUAUGAAGAAAUUAGCAGCUUGAAUUAUGUGAUGUGGCAGAUCUUAUGUAUUGGAGGUAGGGGGAAAGAAGAUGCAGUGUGGAAUAGAUGACAAGGCCCAAUGAGAGAAUCACAGUGCAGGUCCCUGGGGCCCUGAAGGAAGGUGGUUCUAACCACAGGAGAGGAUCAUAUGCUUUUUGAAAAACAGCCUCUGCUGUGCUACUGGGCCCUGGUAGACACGGAACUUUGAGACCCAGUGAUGCUGUAUCCAGAACUGCUCAUCUUAACUAGGUCCUGUGGGAAGCACUAAGUCAUAAGCUAGUAGGAUCGGCAGCAGCCCAUUGGAAGAUGGAAAUGAUAUGUACAGGAGCAGUUCCAAGCCAGACCAGAGGACAUAAGCAAACUGCAAGAGCAAUUACUCCAACCGCCAUGUCUGCACAGUGGCACCUACAUCCCCCCUCCCUGUGGUUGUUGGAGGACCUGUAUGAUCCACUGAAGGAAGAGGAAUGCUUGGGCUUGGUUUAUUGAUUAGUUAUCUUCUGUAGUUGCAAGCUGAAAAUGGACCUUCACUCAAAGGUGACAUUGAAAAACGGGAAAAAAAUUGCAAUCUUCCUGCAAAAACUGGGCAGAAUUUUUUGAGGUACACUGGAUCAUUCACCUUGUGAGGGAGGACAGGUAAAAUAUUUAUGGAAGUGGCAGAAAAUGGCCUGCCAGCUGAUCAGGAGUUUGGGAGGAAAAAAACAUGGAUUAGGAGGUCUGGGGUAGAGGCAUGUGGAUGGGCAUAUGGAGUGAACACAGAAGUUGAAAAACUGUAUCACAUGUUAAUGCCCACUAGAUAGCACCCACCAGAGAAGAGGCACUAAACAACCAAGUAGAUGAAAUGACUUAGCCUGUUCUAUUAGCUUUUGCCAGUGCCCACCUCAGUGCUGGUAAAAUGCACACAUAAAGUGGCAGUGGUGGCAAAGAUGGAGGCUAUGGAUGGAACCCACCAACAUGGGCUCCCACUUACCAAGGCCAACUUAGACACUGCUCACUGUGACUAUCCAACCUGCCUGCAACAAAUACCAAUGCUGAGACCCUGAUGAGGCUGUGAAGACCAACUGGUCGCUUGAUAGCAAAUUCACUAUGGUAGGCUCAUUCUUUCCUAGAAGCACCAGCAGUUUAUUCACACAAGGACAGACUUCCUAUUCUAGGUAUGUGGUUCCUUUCGGGCCUACAGGGUCCUGAACACAAUCUAAGGACUUACAAAACAUCUGAACUGUCAGCGUAGAUUUGCUGAAUACGUGAUCUAUACAUGUUAACACCCAAUCAGGGAGAGUUCGCCAGCGGUCAUAGGAUCCACUGCUCCUAUCACAUACUGCGCCACCUAGAAGCUGCUAGACUGAUGGAAUGUUGGCAUGGCCUGCUUUAGUGCCAGGUGGGAGACAAUACCCUGCCAAGAUGUGCCACCGUCUCCUGCACACAGUAUACUUAUUGAAUCAGAAAGCCUGUAUGAUGCUGUGUCUACAACAGGAAUAUAUAGAUUUCAGAACCAAGGAGUGGAGGCAGGAGUGACCCCACUUACCAUCGCACCCAACGAACCACUGAGGGACUUAGUACUUCCCAUGCCCACAACUCCAGGUUCUACAGCAUCAGAAGUCCUAGUUCUCAGAGACUGUAUACCUUCUCUAGGCAAUAUUGCAAGAAUCCCAUUGAACUACAGUCUGCUGCUACUAUGUGGGCACUUUGGACUCUGUGUUCAGGGACCAGUAGGCAAGAAGUCACCAUCUAGUCAAGGGUAAUUGACCCUGAACUGCAGGAGGAGGCAAGCCUGCUGUCAGAGGAUAGUGGCGAGAGCAAUGUGUGUGGAACUUAGCGGACCCACUGGAGGCACCCUCUGUACUCCUUGCCCAGUUGUAACUGAAUGGACUAGUGCAGCAACCCUGGUCUGAGAAGGGUUUGGCUCCCAGGAGCUCAGGACCCUCAGGAAUGAGAGCUUGGUUUAUACUAUCAAAAAAGCCACCAAGACCAGCAAAGAUGACAGUUGUGGGUGAGGGGAAUUUAGAAUGAAGCAGGGAGUAAUGAGGACCAGUUGUGGUUCCAAAACCAUUUGCAGGAAGGUGCUAUAGUUGGUCCUACCAAACUCCUCUUUCAACAUUUAUCCUCAGGAAGAGAGGUCCAUUGGCGCCCUGAAACAGUCACUCUCUGCGUGUUUUUGGGAAAAUGGAUCCACAUAGGCAAGGGGUGGACCAUGGCAGGCAUAGAGCGGUGCCACUUAGAUCCCCCUUCAAGACAAGAUAUGCCAUCCAGCUGCAAGGAGUGUGGGUAGCUGGCAGCCACCAGCUGCUACUUCACCAGGAUCCACCUUAGCUUUCAAGCUGAGGUCACGCUAUUCUCAAGACAGGAGGGGUUGGUGGCCAAUGAUUUCACUAAAUUAUGGAAAUUGAGAGCAUGCUUUUCUGAGGGGGCCCUCUUGCCAAAGACCAAGCAAGGCCAUGGUACAAGGACCUAACUGUUUCAGUCCAACACAGGACUCCUCCAAUGAGUGACCUUUUUCCCAGAGUUCCCCUGGGAUGGCAGCUCGCCUGCUCUCCCUGCCUCGUCCUGCUUCCUCUUUUCCUUUCAAAGGUGCUUACUCCAAUAAUAAAUCCUUUGGUAUUCUAACUGUCUACUUCUUGAAGAAUCUAAACUGGCAGUAGGAUCAUGCCCCUCACUGAUAGCUCAACCACGUUUUCUAUCUUUGGGCCUCCUUGUCUUUACCUAGCACAUGAGAAGCAUUUAUUAGGACUUUUUUUCCCCCAUUGCUGAACAAAUGACUACAGAUUGCUCUACCUCUUGUUCUGUGAAUAAAGGCUGGCCGCUGUGGAAGGUAGGUCAGAGCAGGCAACUGAGAGAAACUGUAUUACAGUUACCGAGUGGCUUAUUAAGGAAAGUGGCGCAACAAUCAGGUCCAUGUUUCAUUCAAAUGACCCUCCAUUCCCCCAACAACAUCCUCACAUCUGCCAAAGCAAAUUAUGCUGCUGUGCUCAUUUGAUGAUGGAAUCAGCAUCGCAUGCAGGCUGAACCCCUACUACGGCAGAACCAAGAAAGCCACUCUUUCCCCUCUCCUCCUAAGAUGCCACCACAGAGCAGGGUGCCAGUGGUGGGUGGGGAGAAAGACGGAGACACAGAAACGUCUCCUUUUCACUGUGAUUCUCCUAAGGAAUAUACAGUCACCCCCACAGGAAAAGCAAGAGUUCAAUCAAGAUUCUUCAGAAAUAGUAGGAUGGCAGAAAGCAGAUCGCAUUGAGGUUGUUUCCAACUGACAGACCAAGCAGUAAUUUGUUUCUCUCCCCACUGAUAGUAAAAAUAAAGUGGAAAUAAUUUAGGGCUGGGGCUUCUGUGAUUAUCUGGAACUUAAAGUAUGAGGGUAUGAGAGCCAUCAGAUCUACCCCUGUGGAGCUUUUUAAGAUGCGGUCCAUAACAGAAGCGGGCCCCAAGGAGUAGAGUAGCCACAUGGAAGGUGCCAUGUUUCAGGGAUGAGUCUCGAUUCUUCUCUCCCUGUAUUUCAUCCAUGCCUGUAAGAAGUUCUCACGUCUCUCCACAUGCCACGUCAUCUGAACCGCCAGGCGAUAGGUUAUUCGUAUUUUAUUCCAAAGUCCAUAGGACACGAUGUGGACUUGUUUUUCCACGUGCCCUUGUAGAUGGUGCCAUCCAGUGUCUGUGAUGUUCCACCUCCUCUGUUGGGUUGUCACCUCCCCCAGAGACCUUCUGGUCUCACUGCUUUUCUGUUUGUAUCCAGCAAAACACUCAACAAUUCUGUAUAAGAACACCUAUCUCAUUAUUCAAAAAAAAUGCAUGUAUAAACAAAAAGAAAUAUUUCAAAUAUUUACUUUACAAUUGUUUUAUUCAAAGGAAAUUAAAUACAAAUGUAUAUUUUUCAUUAAAAAUGGGGAUUUAAAAAUAGUUUUAUAAUUAGUGUUAUGUUGCUUUAUCUUAUCUUUGCAUAAAUUAUGUAUUAUUAAAGGUUUCUGAUAUCCAUA